CACUCCGCACAACUUGCAGCUGUCCCCGCAGCCAAUCCUUGCACCGCCACCACUCAUAUCCAGUUCCAGCAGCAGCAGCCGCAGAAGAAGCAGAAGAGCUUCCAGUUCGAUCAGACGCCGAGCGGCGAGCACUUCCACAUCGAGGUACCGGUGCCGUUGCCGCGGGGCGGCGGCGGCGCCAAGGAGGUGAUCAGCUUCAGCUUCGACAACAACUCGGUGUGCACCUCGUCGGCGGCGACGUCGUUCUUCACUUCCAUCAGCAGCCAGCUGAUCAGCAUGUCCGACGCCGCGACGAGCUCUGCCGCCCUGUCGUCGAAGAAGGCGUGUGGCAAGAGAGGGGAGGACGGCAGUGGCGGCAAGUGCCAUUGCCCAAAGAAAAAGAAGCCAAAGGAGAAGAGGGUUGUGAGGGUGCUGGCGAUCAGCGACAAGAAUGCGGAUAUACCGGCGGAUAAUUUCUCUUGGAGGAAGUAUGGACAGAAACCGAUCAAAGGAUCUCCUCAUCCAAGGGGAUACUACAGGUGCAGCAGCAAGAAGGACUGCCCGGCGAGGAAGCACGUCGAGCGGUGCCGCAGCGACGCCGCCAUGCUGAUCGUCACCUACGAGAACGACCACAACCACGCGCAGCCGCUGGACCCGUCGGCGCUAGCCGCCAACUCAGAAGCCUGAGGAUCGGAGGCUUUCAAUGUCAUGAGCCAUGGACACAGAUUUCCUGCGAUUCACGGGCAAUCCAUUUGGCUUACACAGCCACCCGGAUCGUUCUCAGAGCUCAGCUUCAACUCGAUCCGUCCCAAGAAACAGGCA
This is a messenger RNA of Phragmites australis (common reed), 801 nucleotides long. RefSeq names its product protein WRKY1-like. The transcript is spliced from 3 exons. NCBI's taxonomy places the organism in Eukaryota, Viridiplantae, Streptophyta, Magnoliopsida, Poales, Poaceae. Gene Ontology annotation, biological process: regulation of DNA-templated transcription. Gene Ontology annotation, cellular component: nucleus. Gene Ontology annotation, molecular function: DNA-binding transcription factor activity; transcription cis-regulatory region binding. The record is from RefSeq and is a predicted model, not a curated record. The annotation marks the transcript as partial.